Molecule: messenger RNA, 3327 nt
Organism: Nothobranchius furzeri (turquoise killifish)
Lineage: Eukaryota; Metazoa; Chordata; Actinopteri; Cyprinodontiformes; Nothobranchiidae
Source: RefSeq, a predicted model, not a curated record
CUGGAGGAGCAGCAGACAAGCAGACACAUAAAGGAGAUGACUGCAUGUGUUCUAUAUGACAUCAUCAAAGGCUCAUCAGUCAGUAGUAGUAUCCACAGCUCACUGUUAACACACGUGUGACACAGCUCUCGUGAGAAUCAUCGCGUUUUUGACUUUCUCUCUCAAACACAAGAAUAUUUAACACAAAGACCCAGAAAUGCCUGGAAAUAACGUCUCUAGUCAAACAAAACUGUCUUGGUAUGAGAUGUGCCUUGAAGAUCCAGAAGUGGAUUACAAUCUGAAAAUCAAUUUUGAUUCUGACGGAGACGACCAAGAAAGCUCCGAACAUGAUUUGAAACCACUAGAAAAAACUCCUGGAUCUGGAAAAGUCCAGCAGGAAUCAGCUGCUUGUGAAAAACAUGAACACAUGGAACAACUUUUAAGGCAGGUGAGUGAACUCGAAAACCAUCUGAGAUGUGCAAACGAGUCUCUGAGAACCGAAAAGAAACACAGAAUUAAGGCUGAGUCUGACUGUGCUUUUUACAAGAGAGAAAUUAAUGAACUGGAACAAGGACUGGAUUAUUACCAGAACAAAUCAGAGACCCAUGAAGAAAACGUGAGAACUUUAAAUAUUCAACUUAAGGAAAAAGAUGAUUUAUGCGAAGUUCUCCAAAAGCGUUUAAAACAGGAGUAUCAGAUCAGACUCCACCAAAGACUGAAGAUUUUUGAGAAAGACGCAAGUAACGAGAACUUAAAGAAAGAAAUCAGUAAACUGAAAGAGGGACUGGGUUUCCAUCAAAGUGAGGCAGAAACCCAGUACAAAAGAAUUAUGGCUUUAGAAAUUCAGCUGCAGAUAAAGGAAGGUGUCUGUGCAGAUCUCCAAAAGCGUUUAGAGGACGAGCCCGAGCUCAGGCGCCAGCUAGAAGACGAACAGAACUGUGUCUACAAAGAUUUAAACAAUCAGAACUUCAAGAAGCAAAUUGGAGAAUUAGAGAAAGAAAACACAGAUCUUAAAGCCAAGAUGGAGAAUUUUUACUCCAUGAAGAAGACAUUGGAUGAGGUGUCUGCACAGCUGGAGGAGAAAUCUUCUCUCUGUGUAAAACUGGAAGAACGUUUUAACAAAGAAAAGCAGCUGAGAGUCGAGUUAGAGAAAAAACUGCAGAAAAAAGACACCAGUAAGGAGAAAUUACUGAUAGAAAUUAAUGAAUUAGAGCAGGGACUGGAUUAUUAUCAGGAUAUUGCAGAAACCAGACUAAACAGACUGCAGACUUUACAGAAUGAGCUGCAGAAAAAGGAAAGUGUCUGUGAAGAUCUGCAGGAACGUUUAAACCAGCAGAGCCUGCAGUUAGAGCAAGAAUUACAGAACAGUCACAACAAAGACUCAGUUCAUCAGAGUUUAGAAAAAGAAAUUGGAGAUCUGCAGAAGAAGAAUGGAGACCUCAUGAGCAAGUUGCAGACUAUGGAGGACACAGAGACCAGACUCUAUAGGGCAAUCACAAACCUUCAGCUGGAGAAACUCAGAAUUAAUGAGCAGCAUGAAGAAGAGUUUGAAGCCCUGAGACUGCAGCUCCAAGACCGUCUCUGCUCUGAGCUCCAGGCUGCUUCUGAAGGGAGUUCACCAGAACCACACACACCUGUGGAGAGUCUGGAGACAGAUCCUACUCAGGAUUGUAAGACGGACACAGACGUUUGUCCUCCGACUGAAAUCUGUCAUGAGUCAGAACUGGUUGGAUCUGUAAGUCUCCAUGAUGACGACUCUCCACCUAAAGAGGACCGUCCACAGACAGUCAGACACCAGAAGAGUGUUUCUAUGUGGAGACGCUUUAAAAAGUUUAUGACUCCGGCGUGUCGACGGAAACACAAAACCACGUCAUAAACAGAUCAUGUGACUGGUUGAACCCCCCCCCCAGAACACACACAGCCAGAGGGGAAAAAAACGGGGCUGCAUGUUGGAGACGAUGUAGAAAGUUUAGCUUCACAGCGAGGUCACCGGUUCAAAUCCUUUCCAUGUGAAGUUAGCAUUUUCUCCCUCAUGUAUGCGUGGGUUUUCUCCGGGUGCUCCGGUUCCCCCCACACGUCUCUGGCUGUGAGUGAGUGAGUGAAUGCAUGAGUGAGUGAGUUAGGGCUGGGCGAUAUCACCCAACGUCAAUAUAACGGUAUAAAGAGGAUUUCACCUAGAUAACGAUACAUGGACGAUAGCUACAGGCAUGCGCAGAAACAAAAGUUUUCACAUGUAUUACGCUGAGUCAAUGGCCGUGUUCGAGUUGAGCAGCGCCUCGCCUGGAAAAGAGACGAGAGCAGACGGACGCAGCAAGGGGAGUGGCUGAAAGCCGGUGUUUAAGUGGGACAGAUUUCCCUACAUGUGUAGCUCGCGGGUGACGAUGGGUGAAGAUAUCGCGUUAGAAUUCAUACUUGUUUAACUUUUUAUUUUAUUUCUGGUGCCUGUUAGAAACUGAAACACAUCCUCAGAUGCGUGUGGAUGUCAUAUGUUGUAGACAUGUGCACAUGAAGACAUAACUGUUGUCAAAAGUAAAGCUUAUCAGCUGUAGUUUUAGUGUGCUCAUAGGAAACGUGACAAAAGAAGACAAAACACAUGUGACCAACUAACAUUUCGCAUUCUACCACCGGAUGUUUGGAUCAAGAUGGGAACCAAUCAGAUCUUAGAUCAGGUGAGCCAGGCGUUUCCCAUCAUCAACCGGUGGAGAGCAACUGCAGAAUUUUGCUCCAAAAUCUGCGGCCGCCUUGAUCUCACGAUGCCUACGUAGGCAUGCCGUAAGAGCAAGUCGGACACAAAUCUGACCGGCAUGCACUGCCCGCCGAUCACCGGUGAUCUAAUCUGCACCGAACUGGCUCAUCUCGAACACGGCCAUUUUUACGUGACUCAAAGCUUCUUAAAGGGACAUGAACGAUGCCAACCAUCACACAUAUUUUCUUUUUUUUAUGAUAAAAUUUAUUGACGUGGCAAAAUGAUCUCGAUAAGAGUCAGACAUUUUGAUUACAAUGCAUUUUUUAUUUAUUGCCCAGCCCUAGAGUGAGUGAGUGAGUGAGUGAGUGAGUGAGUGAGUGAGUGAGUGAGUGAGUGAGUGAGUGCAUCCCAUCCGCUGAAUCACCACCUUAACGCGGUGGCUGGGUUUGUGCAUCUCUAUGAAGGCUGAAGGCUGUUGUGUCGGGGUCUCGGCUCCAGGUGAGUCUACCCUGGCAGAGCUUUCUCAGCUGAGAGGUCAGACUAAGAGUGAUUCAAAGACUUAUUUUAUAGAAAACCAUGAAAAGAUGCUUUUGUCACACUUCACACCCACUUAGGUGUUGGCAUGCACAGUUUUCCUGAGGCUUUUUAGUGAUUGUGCUGCA